Messenger RNA from Musa acuminata subsp. malaccensis (wild Malaysian banana), 714 nucleotides. Its product is annotated as auxin-responsive protein SAUR71-like. Gene Ontology annotation, biological process: response to auxin. NCBI's taxonomy places the organism in Eukaryota, Viridiplantae, Streptophyta, Magnoliopsida, Zingiberales, Musaceae. The record is from RefSeq and is a predicted model, not a curated record.
AGAAGCCCCCCUCAUUCGGCAACACGCUCUCCACGUUUCUUGCUCUCUCUUCGCUCCUUCCGGUCGCGGUCCUCGAACCCUGACGCUCUUCGAUCUCGAUCGCUGCUUCGUCUUUGUGUGGAUCUCGAUCAUUGGAGGGGAAAUGAAACGGCUGAUCCGGCGGCUGUCAAGGGUGGCGGACUCGUCGCACGACCGCCCGCUGCAAGCCGCGAAAGGGGGGCCACGGCGGGUGCCGGAGGGCCACGUGCCGUUGUGCGUCGGGGAAGAGAUGGAGCGGUUCGCGGUCCGGGCGGAGCUCCUCGGCCGACCGGCCCUCGUCGAGCUGCUCCGUCGCUCCGCCCAGGAGUACGGCUACGAGCAGCAAGGCGUCCUCCGGAUCCCCUGCCCAGUCCCACUCUUCUGCCGCCUCCUUUUCCUCUCCUCCUCCUCCUCUUCCGCUGCCGCCGCCGAUCCCGCCCUGGAGGAGCUAUUCCGCUCGCUCCCGGACGAGGGCUGGUCCUUCGCCGCUUGACCGACUUGACCCUUCGUGUCUGUUAACACCCUCUUUUCCCAUUUUGCCCUUCUCAGUGCCUGAGUGUCCCCAGAGGGUGGGAGGAGGGCAGUUCGGGAUUUGACAUUUAUUUGGCCUAUUUUUUUUUCCUUUUUUCUAAAAGAAGGAAUUCAGCUCAAUGUAGGGAUGAAAUCGUCGGACUGGAAAUGGAGUGCUUUGAAAGA